Seriola dumerili (greater amberjack) is the source of this 2925-nucleotide messenger RNA. RefSeq names its product inter-alpha-trypsin inhibitor heavy chain H3-like. NCBI's taxonomy places the organism in Eukaryota, Metazoa, Chordata, Actinopteri, Carangiformes, Carangidae. The coding region runs from base 44 to 2800 and encodes 918 amino acids. The record is from RefSeq and is a predicted model, not a curated record. The transcript has 22 exons.
AGACGGUUUCAGCCGCCCGGGCUGCACUCUGGUGGGAGCCAUCAUGGAGAGAGCUGUGGUGCAAAUCACCCUCUUUGGGCUGCUGCUGGCUUUGGUUACCACACUGCCAAACAAGGAUGACUGGGACAUCUACAGCUUUCACAUCAACUCCACAGUGACCGCUCGUUAUUCUACUACUGUCAUCACAAGUCGUGUGGUCAAUCGUAUGGAAGAAUCAAAGGAAAUCGAAUUCCUUGUCCGGAUUCCCAAGAACGCCUUCAUUAGUAAAUUCAGAAUGUUUAUAGAUGGACAGGUGUAUGAUGGCAUUGUGAAAGCUAAGGAGCAAGCUCAGCAGCAGUACACCGAGGCUGUGUCCCGUGGCCAAAGUGCUGGGCUUGUCAGUUCUGUGGGGAGGACCCUGGAGGAAUUUAAGACCUCCGUGACUGUCGCUGCUCACAAGAAGGUGACUUUUGAACUCACAUAUGAGGAACUACUGAAACGCAGGCUUGGCAAAUACGAGCUGCAAAUCCACGCUCGCCCCAUGCAACCAGUCAAAGACUUCAAGGUUGAUGUGUACAUUCACGACAAAGCUGGCAUCAGUUUCAUUGAGGUUAAAGGAGGACUAAGCACCAAAGCUCUGGCUAAUGCCAUCACCAAAACACAUAUAGACAAACAGGCGUGGGUGCAUUUCUACCCCACAGAGGACCAACAGAAAACGUGCGACAGCUGUGGAAAGCAGGGUAUGAAUGGAGAUCUGGUUAUUGUUUAUGAUGUCAACAGGGAUGCCUCACUGGGAGACAUCAAGACAUCAGAUGGCUACUUUGUUCAUCACUUUGCUCCAUCUAGUCUUCCCCGCAUACCGAAGAAUGUUGUCUUCGUUAUUGAUCAAAGUGGCUCCAUGCAUGGCAGAAAAAUACAACAGACCAGAAUAGCAUUGAUCCAUAUCUUGAAUGACCUGGCAGAGGAUGACUACUUUGGCCUCAUCACUUUUGAUGGCUCAGUUUCUCACUGGAGACGAGAACUUGUUCAGGCCAGCAAGAAAAACCUGAAUAGUGCCAAGAAAUUUGCACAGGGUAUUACAGAUAGAGGAGCCACAGACAUUAACGAAGCAGUGUUGGAAGGAGCGAGGAUGCUGAAUGCGCAUCCCAGAGAAGGCUCAGCGUCGAUCCUCAUACUUCUCACUGAUGGAGACCCAACCUCAGGGGUGACGAAUCUUGAAACAAUACAGUCAAAUGUCAGAAAGGCAAUUGCAGAAAAAUUCCCGCUCUACUGUCUUGGUUUUGGCUUUGAUGUCAAUUUUGACUUCCUGAAGACAAUGUCACUGCAGAACAACGGUGUGGCACGACGGAUUUAUGAGGACUCUGAUGCUGAUUUACAGCUGAAGGGUUUCUAUAAAGAGGUGGCCACUCCUUUGUUGACGGACGUGACAAUGAUCUAUAUGGGUGGGACCAAUCUAACCCAGACUAAUUUCAGCCAGUAUUACAACGGCUCUGAGAUCGUGGUGGCCGGUCAGAUCACUGACAAUGACAUCGAAACCUUCACCCCACAAGUUCUGGCCAUUUCAGGGACUAGAAAGGUGACAUUUUCUGAGUCAAACCUCACUGUGGAGUCCACUGAAACAGUAUCUGACGGCCUCAUCCAGAGGGUUUGGGCCUACCUCACAGUGAAACAGCUUCUGGAGAAAGAGCUGAAGUUAUCUGAACCUGAGAAGGAGCAGGUGAGGAAAGAGGCCUUGGAGCUGUCGCUGAAGUACGGCUUUGUGACCCCGCUCACAUCCAUGGUGGUCACCAAGCCUCCGGGGGAGAACACAGACGUGCUUCAUAAACCCAAGGAAGGGGAACCGCUGCAAACGAGAUAUGUUCAAGGGCGUGGUCAAGCCCCUCCAGGAAUGUUCCAGUUGGGGGCAGCUUCAGGGAUGAGUGAGCAACUACAAUGGGACCAAAAUCUGAGAAUUGCUUAUGAUUCUGGCUUACCUCCAGUUUUCAGUAAAAGGAGAAGCGGGCGCCCUCUUCAUGGCCUCACUGCACACAGCCAUAUAAAACAACUUGCAGAAAAUGAUCAUCUAGUGGCCUUUCAAGACGCUUUGGAUUUUGAUGUAGCGGAUUAUUCAUAUAUAUUGCCCACCAUUGUGGCACCGGCAGCAGCCACUGAUCCUAUCUUCCUGGAUCCUCCUUUAUUCUCUGUGCCUAUAGAUGUUCCUCUAUCCCACAGGUUUUUACUAAAAACUGAGAAUCAGUCUCUUCCACUAUGCUUUGAUGUCACUGGAAAUAUCCGCCUAAAGCUACUUCACUAUCCCAACAGGGAGCUGUCUGUGAACGGUGAGCUUGACUCAGUAGCAAAUGGAGGCUUCACAAAAAUCGUCAUCCACUUCAAAGCUGACCAGUAUGUUGAGGUUUACACCAAUGAAGUGACUAUACAAGAUGGACAGACACUGACGCACCACACUGGAGAGGAUCUCAUCACAGUUGGAAGCGUGACAGUGAUUAAGAGGAACAAGGAAGUAGAUGUGGCAGCCGGAGACAUCCGCAUUGUUAUCUUAGUUCAUGAGAAGGACGGUGAAAAAUUCCUGUGGCCGGUUUUAAGACAGAAGCCAUCUGACAACAACAUUGAAGGAAUUUUAGUUCUAAAGCCAGCAGUUUAUGAGGAGGUGCAGCAAACUCCCUUAUCAAAACUCAAGAUCAAAGACCAGGAGAUUGACGUCACCAGAUCCAGCACUGUUGACUACAGUAUUGUCUCUCCCACAACACUGGACUGCUGGCUCAUGUCUGCUGAGUCUGCCCUGCAGAGAGCCCUGGAUGAUUUCAUCGUUGCACAGCUUUAACUGGGAACCACAUUGAAUCACUUGAAAAGAUUUAAUUCCGAAUAAAAAUAAGACAAAUCCUAAUUCAUCAUGGGAAAAGACUUUCAAGCUGUUACUAAUAUAAACAAAUAAAAAGCAUCCCAGAU